Messenger RNA from Eurytemora carolleeae, 665 nucleotides. Its product is annotated as CRISP/Allergen/PR-1. The record is from RefSeq and is a predicted model, not a curated record. The transcript has a single exon. Bases 15 to 587 code for a protein of 190 amino acids. Lineage: Eukaryota; Metazoa; Arthropoda; Copepoda; Calanoida; Temoridae. Gene Ontology annotation, cellular component: extracellular region.
AUCAAGGUUGUGCUAUGUAUGAUGGACUCUCUCAGUCUGACAAGGAUGCUGUACUAGCUAAACACAAUGAAUUGAGAAGCAAGGUUGCUAAUGGAAAACAAUCUGGACAGCCCCCAGCCGCUAAUAUGAAAAAGAUGGUCUGGGAUGAAGAAUUAGCUAAAGAAGCACAAAAGAUUGCCAGCACAUGUAAUUAUGGUCACAAAGCUGUUUAUAUUAAUGGAGUAAAAGCUGGACAAAAUAUUGCCAUACAAUAUAACUCACAAUCAGUAGAAAAGUCAGAGCUAACAUCAGUCUGGGAAGCUAGAGUUCUAAGAUGGUAUGAUGAGGUCACUAGAAAUAAUUUUGAUCCUAAUAAUAUUUACCCAUUUGUGUAUAACCCCGAUACAGGUCACUACACCCAAGUUGUAUGGGCUGAAAGCUCAAAAGUUGGAUGUGGAGCUGCCUACUAUAAGAAACAAGGACAGUACAAUGCAUAUCUUGUAUGCAAUUACCUAGAGCCUGCUAACAUGCGGGAUGACGCAAUGUACAAGGUUGGUAAGGCAUGUAGUGCUUGCUCAGGCUCAUGCAGUAAUGGGCUUUGUGCUUAGUCCUUGAAAUUGUUAAGAAAAUGUUAACAAUUAAAAAUUGUAAAAUAAAUGAUAAAUAACAAUAAAUGUAAAAAUAUA